GAAGCUGGAGAAGAAAAGGAAAAUAUAUGGAGGACGGCGUAGGAAGAGAUUUGGAAUGCCAGAAGAUUAUGGUUGUGAAGGCGAGUGACGGGAAUGAUUCUGAGAAGGCUAUUCCUUCUUGUUGCUUGAAGGCUAGGCCUUCAGUCCCUGAGGUUGACACAAAAUGGCAUUCUACUGUUGUUUCUGGGAGGUUCUCAUAAUCUCAGCUCCUUGUCGUCACUAUCUUAUAUUUGUUUUUUCCUUUUUUUACUAUUAUUCUUUGUGCUUGCUUUAAUCAUUCAAAUUAUUUAGUAUGAUUUUUAAGGCAAAGCACAUUCUCUGAAAGUUGAAAACAUUUUAUUUAGGAGGAAGUCCAACUACCAAGAGAUUUGUUUUUGAGGUUUGGAGUUCUCUCUGCAUCUUAGUUUUCCUUCUUUACUAUAUCCGUACAUCAGUGAUUGUCUUACUGACGUAUCUUAUAUGCAAAUUGAUUGAUGUAAAUUAUUUUCUGCAGUGUUCCACCUGUGGGAAAGUGCUUGUUCUUAAUGGUAUAGUUUAGUUGAUAGAAAAAGAUGCGUGUGCCUACCAGGAAAUGAUUGCUCAUCUUCCACUUUGUUCAAUUCCAUCUCCCAAAAAUGUACGUAUAAUCUGUUCUAUUGCUUUUAAUUAUCAUUUUCGACUGCAUGCUAAUAAUUUCCAGUUGGCUUG
This is a messenger RNA of Rubroshorea leprosula, 687 nucleotides long. NCBI's taxonomy places the organism in Eukaryota, Viridiplantae, Streptophyta, Magnoliopsida, Malvales, Dipterocarpaceae. The record is from the annotation of a GenBank genome assembly.